AUGAUUCACCUGCUCUGCUGCCGCAUAAACACCACUGCCCCUGUUUUAUUUCUGCGUCAAAGCAGGCGAUCAGCGGAGUUUUGCAGGCUCUCACGAUCACACUCAUCUCCUCAACAAUGCAAUUCCUUCACCCUGCGGUCCUGCAAUGCUGUCCGUUUCUUCAAGAGUUGGGCCCAGAGAGCCCCUAAGACCCCCAAAGCCUCGAGAUCUGCCCUCCGCUUCCUCUGGGCACCAACACUACUCGCACUAUCCGGAAGAGCGUUUUGUAAAGUGGCCUACUGCGAGGCUGACGUCAACAACAAUACACUACUAAAGCAAACAGGAGCGAAAGACAGUCCACCUGAAUUCAGUUGGCUUAUUCUGUGGGAAUUUGUGAAGCCUCAACUCGUUGCUCUCAUUGGUGCUGUGGUGCUUGCAUUUGGUGCUGCUAUCCUCAAUAUUCACAUUCCUCUGAUGCUUGGAGAGUUAGUGAAUGUUGUGGCGCGAUAUCUCAGAGAACAAGCCGGAAACUAUGUUCAGGAGAUAAGAGUUCCGGCGCUGAAGCUGCUGGGGCUGUACGGGCUGCAGGGCCUGCUCACCAGUGGCUACAUCGUCUUGUUGUCUCGAGUGGGAGAGAGGGUGGCAGCCGACAUGAGGAAGACCCUGUUCUCGUCCUUACUGAGGCAGGACGUGGCUUUCUUCGAUGCCAAUAAAACCGGGCAAUUGGUGAAUCGUCUGACUGCUGACAUUCAAGAAUUCAAGUCGUCCUUUAAAUUAGUCAUAUCACAGGGCUUGAGGAGUGUGACGCAGACUGUGGGGUGCUUUAUUUCGCUCUACCUCAUCUCUCCCAAACUCACUGGACUCACGGUGGUGGUUCUGCCGUGUUUGGUCGGAGGAGGAGCCCUGAUCGGAUCGCUGCUUAGAAAACUGUCCCGAGCCGCCCAAGAACAGGUUGCAAAAGCUACCGGUGUGGCAGACGAGGCCCUCGGCAACGUGCGCACCGUCAAAGCAUUCGCCAUGGAAGACCGAGAGCUCCAAUUAUACGCACUGGAAGUUGACAAAUCUUGCGAAAUGAAUGAAAGUCUUGGAAACGGAAUAGCCAUUUUCCAAGGAAUGUCUAAUGUUGCACUGAAUUGCAUUGUAUUAGGAACUAUUUUUGCUGGAGGCACGCUAAUAUCCAGCAAUGAAAUGUCCCCUGGAGACCUUAUGUCCUUUUUGGUGGCUUCCCAGACAGUACAGAGGUCACUGGCAAGUAUUUCUAUCCUGUUUGGACAGGUGGUGAGGGGAAUGAGCUCUGGAGCCCGGGUUUUUGAGUACCUGGCCUUGCAGCCCAGUAUUCCCAUCAGUGUCGGAGGCCGGAUCCCCUUUCAUUCUCUCAUUGGAAGAGUGGAGUUUAUGGAUGUCUCUUUUAGCUACCCAACCAGACCUGGCCAUCAAGUGUUAAAGAAGCUGUACCUAACGUUGCCACCGAGUAAAACUGUAGCCAUUGUCGGAGAAUCAGGCGGAGGAAAGUCCACUGUGGCCUCUUUACUGGAGCGUUUCUAUGACCCAAACAGCGGAGUGGUCAUGUUGGAUGGACUGGACAUAAGGACACUCGACCUGUCCUGGCUCAGAGGACAAGUUAUUGGCUUUAUCAAUCAGGAGCCGGUGUUGUUUGGAUCCUCUAUCAUGGAGAACAUUCGCUUUGGGAAACCCGAGGCCUCCGAUGCAGAGGUGGUCAGUGCAGCCAAACAGGCCAACGCUCACGGCUUUGUGACCAGCUUCCCAGACGGCUAUAACACAGUGGUCGGGGAGCGAGGCGUGACUCUAUCCGGCGGGCAGAAACAGCGCAUAGCCAUAGCCAGAGCGCUCAUUAAAAACCCCAGCAUCCUGGUGCUGGAUGAGGCUACCAGUGCUUUGGACGCUGAGUCAGAGCGUGUGGUGCAGGAGGCGCUGGACCGGGCCACUAGGGGGCGCACUGUGCUCAUCAUCGCUCACAGACUCAGCACCAUCCAGGGAGCAGACCUCAUAUGUGUGAUGAGCAACGGACGCAUCGUAGAGGCUGGGACUCAUGUGGAACUACUGAGCAAAGGAGGACUGUACGCCGAUCUCAUCCGCAGGCAAAGAGCAGAGGAGCAGAAAUGA
Messenger RNA from Knipowitschia caucasica, 2103 nucleotides. NCBI's taxonomy places the organism in Eukaryota, Metazoa, Chordata, Actinopteri, Gobiiformes, Gobiidae. The record is from the annotation of a GenBank genome assembly.